CGAGAACGCAGAAGAAGGUUGUUGUUGUUGCUGUUUAGACUUUACACCUUUAGAUACAUGUAUAAUCUUUGCCAUAACGUAACUUAAUGUUUGGUUUUGGUUGGACAAACCGGAAUUUGUCUCAUACGCUCUUCACCAAAUAUGUUAGAUGAGCAGUCACCGGGAAAUGGGUCAGGUAAGCCUGCUUUAGUGGAAGCAGGAGAAAGCCUGUCGCUCUGCAGAGCAGCUGCGGUGUCCGGGUCCGUGAACGCGUCUCCGUCCUGCAGGUCCGUGUCCGGGUCCGUGAACGCGUCUCCGUCCCGCAGGUUCCUGCAGGUCGAGCUGGAGCUGAACCUGCAGCUGCGGCGGCUCCGCUUCAGCGCGCCGGUCUGCUACACGCACAACCCGCUGGAGUACGCCUGGGAACCCCACCGCUGCUACGUGGAGAAGUACUGCCGGGCCGGCCAGAGGGUGCUGUUCCUGGGCAUGAACCCGGGGCCCUUCGGCAUGGCGCAGACCGGAGUGCCCUUCGGGGAGGUGAGGUCAGUGGUGGACUGGCUGGAGAUCACAGGAGAGGUCGGUCGCCCUGACAACGAGCAUCCCAAGAGACGCAUCACGGGCCUCAGCUGCACUCGGAGUGAAGUGAGCGGUGCACGCUUUUGGGGCUUCUUCAGAAAGCUGUGUGGUGAACCGGCGGUGUUCUUCAGACACUGCUUUGUUCACAACCUGUGCCCCCUGAUCUUCAUGAGUGCCAGUGGGAAGAAUUUAACGCCCCCUGAGCUCCCUGCAGCUGAGCGGGAAGCCAUGCUAAACCUGUGCGACGCUGCUCUGUGCCAAGUGGUGGCAGCACUGAACAUCUCCAUGGUGAUCGGUGUGGGGAGGGUGGCCGAGCAGCGGGCGCGGCGAGCGCUGUCCGCUGUGAGUGGUGUCCGAGUUGAAGGCAUCAUGCAUCCGUCUCCCAGGAACCCACGGGCCAAUAAAGGCUGGGCGGAAGUGGCCAGCGCUAAGCUGGCAGAACUUGGAGUCCUAUCACUACUGAGCAACACUGCUGACACUUAGCUGCAAACUUCUCCUCAAAGCUCCAUCUUUGUUUGUGGACAAUCCCAACCAGCCUAAGUGUUACUGGCAGCAACGUGCCACACUGAAGCUCUUAACAACUCUUUGUCACCACAAAGUCUUUGUUGGUGUCAUAAAUCCUGGUACAGGAGCCCAUUUCCAGGUGGAGCUUUUGCAUUUAUCAACAGAUGCAGCUUUGGACUAGUUUUAAAAAUGUUACCUGUAUUGUAUAUAUGUACAUAUUUUUUACCGUUAUCAAAUAUAUCAAGUCUAAAAUAGACCAUGUAAGAAAACCAAGGUCAGGAAUAAUGCAAAGUUACAAGGACACUGUAAAAACAAGUACCAGAGGGGCAUGGUGGCUCAGCUGGUAGUGCAGCUGUUUCACAGCAAGAAGGUCCAGGGUUCAAUUCCUGUGGAUGCUGUAGGCGCUGAGUGCGGGCCUUUCUGUGUGGAGUUUGAAUGUUCUCCCCGUGUUCCCUUGGGUAGCUAAUGUGAGCUACCCUCACAAAAACAUGCAACAGUCCUGGCCGGAAUAAUGUGAUCCUUCCAGGCGCUACGUCCGUUGAAAAGUAGCGGCCUGCUCACUCCUCCGGUUAAUAAGGAGACCUGAGCUCAGUGUAGCAGAGGAUGGCAAUGCCCAGGACUGACUAAGGUAGGAGCACUGGGUGAUAAAAUGCGGAAAAAAUUGGGAUAAAAAUAUUUAAAAGAAAAAACUAUUUUCCAUUUGUUUUUUUAUAAUGUAUUUUUUACAUGUUCACACACUGUUA
Cololabis saira (Pacific saury) is the source of this 1802-nucleotide messenger RNA. RefSeq names its product single-strand-selective monofunctional uracil-DNA glycosylase 1 (gene smug1). The record is from RefSeq and is a predicted model, not a curated record. The transcript is spliced from 2 exons. Bases 142 to 1038 code for a protein of 298 amino acids. Lineage: Eukaryota; Metazoa; Chordata; Actinopteri; Beloniformes; Belonidae. Gene Ontology annotation, molecular function: oxidized pyrimidine nucleobase lesion DNA N-glycosylase activity; single-strand selective uracil DNA N-glycosylase activity. Gene Ontology annotation, biological process: base-excision repair.